Molecule: messenger RNA, 1010 nt
Organism: Cyprinodon tularosa
Lineage: Eukaryota; Metazoa; Chordata; Actinopteri; Cyprinodontiformes; Cyprinodontidae
Product: CYTL1 domain-containing protein
Exons: 4
Coding region: 85-498 (137 amino acids)
Biological process (GO): positive regulation of transcription by RNA polymerase II
Source: RefSeq, a predicted model, not a curated record
AUCUGUCCACUAGCCUACGUGGCUAAAUACAUGCACUGGUCAGUCAGAAAAAGACUCAGUUAGCACAGCAGGUCUCGGAGCAUCAUGUCGAUCUUAAAGAAGCUGCUUCUUGUUUUAUCAGUGGUACCUAUGGCAGUGAGUUACCCUUUCUUCCCACCAACAUGCUACUCCAAGGCUCUAAGCAUGGCUGCAGAGCUCAGCCAGAUGGCAGCAGAUUUGAAGAUAGGCUAUGAAACUGGUCACUGUAUGGCACACAUGCCCGAUCUUUAUUUUGACAUUCAUAAUGCUUGUGUGAUGCACAAAAUAAGGGACUACAUCUCCAUGGUGGAACACCUCAGACUGCGGCGCUGUGCUUACACCAAAGAAGUGAGGAAGCUGGAAGUCACUCUGCGUCAGCUGUUCAUCAUCUUAGGACAGAAAUGCCAUGGGGACCUGGUGUUUACAAUCUAUGACUGUGCUGCGCUGGAGCGUCCAUACUAUCCAUACUAUCCAUACUGAAAUCCCACCAGUCUCUCCAGUCCAAAGAGAGUUGAAAGAAGUGAAAAUUAAUGUUUUCAUAUCUAUUUCUUUUUAUAAGCUUUAUAUUUUAUGCCAAGAUUUAUUAAAGGAUUAUUUGUCAAACGUAUUGUUGGUUUCACAUAAAAAGUUUUUUUUUUUCUCUCCAUGUAGAAAAAAAAAUGCUUAGUUAAAAAUGAAAAAGGUAAUGUUUUUGUUAUGUUUACGCAGUGCCUUGCAAAGGUAUUAUUGCCCUUGGAACUAUUUUUUAAAACAUUUUACACUUGCAACAACUGAGCUUAAAGUAUUUAAUUGAAAUGCUGCAAACGAAAGGAAAACAGACAUUUUACAAAUAAAAAUGUAAAAAAAAUUGUUUUUUUAAACCUUUGUUUUAUUUUAUGUAAAAUAAAUGAACUUCAGCUCUAUCGAGUAAUAUGAAAGGGUGCUCUGUUCCUGCUGAGAGGAAAAACCAUACAUUAGAGCAACAUGAUUCUAUUAUCAUGUUUUACUUUCAG